GUGUUCAGCAUGAAUGGGAAUGAGCUGCUGCGUUGGAAGCCACACCGACGCUGCCAGAGUGUCGCCUGUCAGUGCCCAGCAGUGUGCCUGUCAGUGCCCAGCAGUGUCGCCCAUCAGUGCUGCCCAUCAGUGCCACCCAUCAGUGCCCAGCAGUGUCGCCUGUCAGUGCUGCCCAGCAGUGCCACCUGUCAGUGCCCAGCAGUGUCGCCCAUCAGUGCCACCCAUCAAUGAUGCCCAGCAGUGCCACCGAUCAGUGCCGUCUGUCAGUGCGUCCAGGUAGGCAAGUGGUUAAUUGCAGUGUUGGC
This is a messenger RNA of Staurois parvus, 305 nucleotides long. The record is from the annotation of a GenBank genome assembly. Lineage: Eukaryota; Metazoa; Chordata; Amphibia; Anura; Ranidae.